Molecule: messenger RNA, 1768 nt
Organism: Myotis myotis
Lineage: Eukaryota; Metazoa; Chordata; Mammalia; Chiroptera; Vespertilionidae
Gene: THPO
Product: thrombopoietin
Exons: 6
Coding region: 23-1474 (483 amino acids)
Biological process (GO): thrombopoietin-mediated signaling pathway; positive regulation of ERK1 and ERK2 cascade; cell population proliferation
Cellular component (GO): extracellular region
Molecular function (GO): hormone activity; cytokine activity
Source: RefSeq, a predicted model, not a curated record
AGCCGGGCUGUGAUAACAGACCAUGGUCCAGGCAGGGGCUCCAGGUCCAGUGAGGGUGGGAGGAGAAGGCGUCACUUCCGGGGGCCCUCCGCAGUGUCUGGUGGCUCCCUGCUCUCUGAUUGGGCAGAAGUGGCCCAGGCAGGCGUGUGACCCCACUGCUGGGAAGGGGCUAUGCCCCAACGCCACAAGCUUUCCUACCCAUCUGCUCCCCAGGGUGCCUUCUGCUCUGCACCUGGGUCCUGGAGCCCUUCUCCACCCGGUGAAUUCCAGACCCCCCUCCUCAGCCCACCUGUGCCGUGCCCCACCCCACUCUGUGUGCCCCGCCCCACUCUGCCCAGAAGUGCAAGAGCCCAAGCCGCCUCCAUGGCCCCAGGAAGGAUUCAGGGGAGAGGCCCCAUCCAGGGAGCCACUCCAACCAGACAGCCUGGCCAGAAUGGAGCUGACUGAACUGCUCCUCGUGGUCAUGCUUCUCCUAACCACACGGCUGACUUGGUCUAGCCCGGCUCCUCCUGCCUGUGACCCCCGACUGCUAAAUAAACUGCUACGUGACUCUCAUGUCCUUCACGGCAGACUGAGCCAGUGCCCAGACAUUAACCCUUUGUCCACGCCUGUCCUGCUGCCUGCUGUGGACUUUAGCUUGAGAGAAUGGAAAACUCAGACGGAGCAGACCAAGGCACAGGACGUUCUGGGGGCGACGACCCUCCUGCUGGAGGGAGUGAUGGCAGCGCGGGGACAGCUGGGACCCACUUGCCUCUCAUUCUUACUGGGGCAGCUUUCUGGACAAGUUCGCCUCCUCCUUGGGGCCCUGCAGGGCCUCCUUGGAACCCAGCUUCCUCCACAGGGCAGAACCACAGCUCACAAAGAUCCCCAUGCCAUCUUCCUGAGCUUCCAACAGCUGCUCCGAGGAAAGGUGCGUUUCCUGCUGCACGUAGUAGGACCCACCCUCUGUGCCAAGCGGGCCCUACCCACCACAGCGCUCCCACACAGUACCUCUCUACUCCUCACACUGAACAAGCUUCCAAACAGGACUUCUGGAUUGCUGGAGACAAACUCCACUGUCCCGGCCAAAACUACUGGCUCUGGACUUCUGAAGAGGCUGCAGGGGUUCAGAGCCAAGAGGCCUGGUCUGCUAGACCAAAUCCCUGGACAACUGAACAGGACACACGGACCUUUGAAUGGAACUCAUGGACUCUUUCCUGGACCCUCACCCAGGGCCCUCGGAGCCCUGAAUAUUCCUCCAGGAACUUCGGACAUGGGUUCCCUGCCACCCAACCUCCAGCCUGGAUAUUCUUCUUCCCUAACCCUUCCUCCCAUUGGACAGCAUACACUCUUCUCCCCUUUACCCACCUCGCCCACCCCCAUGGUCCAGCUCCAACUCCCGCUUCCUGACCCCUCUGCUGCCAUGCCCAACCCUACCAGUCCUCUUCUACCUGCGGCCCACCCUCACUUCCAGAAUCUGUCUCAGGAAGAGUAAGGUACUCAGGCACUGCCAACGCCAGCAGUGUCUCCCGUGUGUAAUUCUCUUACCCAGAGGAGAGGCCUGGGAGACAACUGGAACUCCACCAGAUUCCCUGCUGUCACCUGGAACCCAAAGCCCUGGUAAAGGCAGAUACAUAGGACAGAAAGGGGGUUGUUUUUCACGUUUAAAAACACCAGAAGCUUUUUUUUUUAAUAUGUUUUUAUUGAUUUCAGAGAAAGAAAGGGGGAGGGAGAGAAACAUUGAUGUGAGAUACAUCCAUCGCUGCCUCCUGCAUGCCCCCUCCUGGGA